AUGACAUUAGUUGCAUCUUUAACAAAACUUGGAAAUCCAACUGCAUCAUUAAGUAGCCAUAGUUCACCAAAAGUUGAGACACAUGCUGGUGUUUCAGGAGAACAAAUGGGCAACAAAUCAGAAUGGAUGGGUAGAUCAUGGCAGUGGGGACCAAGUAGACAAUGGUAUUGGCAACCAUGGUAUUAUAGAUCAUACAGAAGUGGAAAUUGGUAUUAUUAA
Messenger RNA from Dictyostelium discoideum AX4, 219 nucleotides. RefSeq lists its product as hypothetical. The coding region runs from base 1 to 219 and encodes 72 amino acids. The record is from RefSeq and is a predicted model, not a curated record. The transcript is spliced from 2 exons. NCBI's taxonomy places the organism in Eukaryota, Evosea, Eumycetozoa, Dictyosteliales, Dictyosteliaceae.